CUGAGAGGAGUCAGAGCAGGAGGAGCUGCCACAGCACUCGCUGCCCUCUCCGGACUAUGAGAGCCGCACACCGCAUCUAGUACCCGCUGCCUGACACCGGAGGACGGCCAAGGACUGUGAAAUCUACUCAGUCGCCAUGAGUGGGUUACUGAAACGCAAAUAUGAAGCCCUGGAAGAGGACUUCACCUACUCCUCUUCCUCUUCAUCCCCUUCAUCAUCGGCCACCUCUUCUGGAGGGGAAUCUGAUGACGACUUUAGCUACAGCCCUAGGCCGCUCCUGAGCAACUUCACACCGAUAUCCAUCCUAAAAAAGGCAAAGCGGGCGAAGAAGAACAAGGUCCAGUUUGAUCGGGUGAUAGUCUUCUACUUCCAACGAUGCCAAGGUUUCACCAGCGUGCCAAGUCGGGGUGGAUGCACACUGGGAAUGCGGAGAAAACAUAGCUGCAGCAGGCAGUUCACAUUGGAAGAGUUUUCCAGGGAACAGUUGACCCGUCGUAGGGAGAAACUGAAAGAGCGUUUGAAAGAAGAGAAGCUCUUGGCUUUAAAGAAUACGUUUACAAAGAAUGGUACAAUAGAGUCAGAAAAGGCCAAUAACCUCAGCAUUGAUGACAUCUGCGAUGAAGAUAUUGACAUGACCAACUCAGAAAUCGAAGAUGGUUUCAGUCCACGAAUGUACCCUGCCAAGAAACGACGGGCACUGCUCAAGAGAGAAGGCGUGAAGAAGAUUGACAAAAGUGAGAAGCAUGAACUUAAUGAAAUCCGGAAGUCAAGAGAACAAUGUGGCUGCGAUUGCCAAGACUUCUGUGAACCGGAGACUUGCAGUUGUAAUUUGGCAGGCAUCAAAUGUCAGAGAGAUCAUUCAACUUUCCCAUGUGGAUGCACCAAGGAUGGAUGCGGAAACCCAAAUGGAAGAGUCGAAUUCAAUUCAUCCAGGGUACAGACCCAUUUUAUCCAUACGGUUAUGAAACUUGAGCUGGAGGAGAAAAGGCAAAAUAACAAUGAUGGGAAUGACAAACCCGAAACGAUGUGCGGUGAAAGGCUGAACCCCUUCGGGUGCUCAGCUGUAGAAUUCAGUGAAGAUGAAGAAAGGACUGCUCCCACCACCACUACUGGCACCACCUCACCCACUGCCCCCUAUCAUUUCAACAUAGACUUGGAGCCGGCAAAUGGAAACAGUUGCAGCAGUGACACAACGGACAGCUCCUCCUCAUCUGGUCAGAGUGAAAGCUCUGAAGGUCCAUUUGAACUUGCUUCAUCUGAUAAGUCGCAGUCAGAUUUUGAGGAAGAUUAUCUCGCUAGGAUUCUUCAUUUCAACGACUCCGAGUAUGAGGAGAACAGCAGUGACUGCCAGGACAACUUGAGCUUCUUUCAUAGCACAGAUUUUUUCUGUGAUCAGGUUUACGAAUCUCUCUACAGCUCAGAGAAAUCAGCGAGCGGAUUGUACGCCAACUCCCUAUCGAACAUUUCAAAAUGCGUCGAUGAAAAUGCCAACCAAGGUGCGGAUUGCUUUACUGACAAUGAGGUAUCUAUGACCAUCUCUACUGAUUCUACCGUGGCACCGGGAGAGCCACUCUUAAAAAACUAUAUGGAUAUCAGCCUCUCCUCGGAAAACUUUGAGAUUCCAGAUGAAACGGAGUACAAUUUUGGACCCCUUUACAAUUCAUUGAAUGAAUACGAGAACUUGUGUUCUCAGCAGUGUCUGGUGACGCUUCUUCCCGGAUUUACCCCAGCUACGGACACGACCGCGAGCUUCUUAGAAUCUUUAAUUAGCUCUUCAGAGCCCUGUGGUGACAAUCAAUAUUUAGAUGAUGCCUUAAAAUCACCAUCUCCUUUUGAAUCCCUCAUUGCAUAACCGGGGAGGGGGCGGAAUCCAAGCUGAGGAUACUUUGUAGGAACAGUGAAAAAAAUAAGGAAUGUUUCUAUGUUGAUUUUACAUAGAUAACUAUAUUUUGGUCUUUUUAUGGGGGGGGAAAAAUGCCUUUUUGGAACUGUCAUUUCCACCAGUUUACCUUCCAUCGGUUUGAACAAAUUUUUAUUUUAUUAUAAUUUUUUUUUUGUAAAAGACUUGUACAUAUUUUGGGGAGGGGGGAAUUCUUAUGUUUGUGAACCUGUGAAAAGCUAUUCUUUUAUGAAUGGGUAUACAGGGAUUCCCCUGUAAACCUCGUUCAAUGCUUUUUAAGAUGAACUCUAUUCCUGUAUUUAUUGUAAAAAGAGAAAUAUUUGCGGAGGGAGCGUGCACUACUCGGGUUUUCAGAAAGAAAAAAAAAAAUGGAGGAAAAAAAAAAAAAACGCAUACUUUAUACAGAGCUGUUUUAUUUAUUGCAAAUUCCAGGAAUGAGACUGAAGCUUGAACUAGCAUGAGUUUUAUUUAAAUUGGAAAUACCUCAGAUGUAUUAUGAGUACAAUCAUAUUUUUCCAUAAUAUAUCUGCAUUAUUUAUAGAACUAUUUUAAUUAUUUUUAUUUUUUUUCUGUACAAUAAGUUAAAGGUUCAUUCAUUUUCUUCCCCCUUUUGUGCAAUAUUACAGCAGCAGUCUCCAUUAAUUCAAUAUGCCACUGGUAUUAUGAAAAAGCACAAGGACGUUACUGGGAAGAACAGCAAUUUUUGUAUCCCAUCCCCCCCCCCCCCCCCCCCCAAACGUCUCUGUGCUCCAUUUACAAGCCAUAAUUUUGAGUUCAAUUAUUUAAUCUUUCUGUAAGUUAUUUUUUAUUUAUUUGAUCUAUCUAGGGAUUUGGCCAUAAGAUUCCCAUCAGCUGAAAUCGCCCCCCCCCCUUAGUUUGGGCACGCCCAUCAGCUGAACGUGGUGCGGUUGCAAUAGACCUAGAGCUACAUAGAGCCACAUCUGCACGAGCAAAGAGAAAUUCCUUUUUCCAUCCGCUUAUUUCUAAGCCUCGAUGGGUCAGUUCUAUCUCCUUCCAUAAAGGAUGGUCCCGGCUAUUUAUAUACAAUUCCUUUUUAAUUUUAAUGAAAGUUAUGUAUAUGUAAAAGAUUAUUUAUUGCUUUACAACAUUUAAAACAACGUGAAUAUCUUUCUAAAUUUCUUUUCUUCCAUCCACAUGUAUUUAAGUGAGAAGCGACACUAUUUAAGCUUUAAAAUGAAAUGCAGAUAUUUAAUUGAGAGUGUUUAAUGAAAAGGAACAUUUUUAUGGUGCCUAAUAAUAAGAUAUAAAAUUAUGUUUUAUAUAUCUUUUUGUUUUUCUUUUCUUAAAUUAUAAAACCUUCUUAAUGCCAGAGACAAGACCAUUAU
Molecule: messenger RNA, 3246 nt
Organism: Bufo bufo (common toad)
Lineage: Eukaryota; Metazoa; Chordata; Amphibia; Anura; Bufonidae
Gene: CSRNP1
Product: cysteine and serine rich nuclear protein 1
Exons: 5
Coding region: 137-1852 (571 amino acids)
Biological process (GO): regulation of transcription by RNA polymerase II
Cellular component (GO): nucleus
Molecular function (GO): sequence-specific DNA binding; DNA-binding transcription factor activity, RNA polymerase II-specific
Source: RefSeq, a predicted model, not a curated record